UGAUUCGACAGCUAAGUAGUUAGCAAUGGGAACUAGCACCCGACAGGCUAAUGCAAUCGUCGCGUGAGAAUGAUCUAGUUUGUCUACAAUGCCAAGCAGCAGCUAGCUUUGUGUUGUAUAUUUUGUUUCCAUUGGAGCUUGGCAAACGAACGACACGGAAAACAAAGGGAACCACACCGAAACUGUAAUGGUUGGUGACGGCUGAACAACUCUGUGUUGACAAACCGAUUCUGCUUGCUAAAUUUUAGCUAGGUAACGAAAACGUGAAAGAAAUGUCUCCAGGCGACAACCCUCACAUCCUACUUGGGAGGAUUCGGUUUCUUAACAAGUGUAUUGAAUGUUUUAGGAAGAGUGAACCUCUACCAGAAAGUUUAUGUUAUGUUCCAAAGGAGGUGUGCUAUAAGAUCUGCAAAGAUUCGUCAUCAACCUCUGCUUCGUCGUCUGCUUCAACAACUACUAACUCAUCUGGAAAGACAGUGGUUUCAGUUUGGGAGAGCCCAUAUCAAGCCCCGCACAGCAAGAAAUUAUGCAAGUGUAACAUCGAGCCAAAGAAAGGGACGUGCAUACGAACUACGGGGGAGGAGUACUGUAACAGUCAUGGCCUUUGGGUCAAAAUAAACAAGGAGCAGCUGGAGGAGCAUCGCAGUGGUUUGGAAGUGGAGGAGGGCUGGAUUCUGGUAUGCAAACACACAGAAGGGGGAGACAGACUUGUGCCUGUCGAAUCCCCUGAAACCGUGAGCAGGCAACAGCAGCUUUUUGGCUAUGAUCACAAACCUUGCAACAGAUGGGAGCAGGUUGUGGAUGUGGAAAACGCUUUGCAUAUGGGCACCAAACCUAAAAUUGCAGAGCGAGAUGAGGCGGCCGUCCAGAAGCUCCGAUAUGUUCCCCCAACAUGGACUUUUGAAUGUGAUGAGGAUCUUGUUCAUUACUUCUACGACCACAUCGGGAAAGAGGAUGAGAAUCUCGGAAGCGUCAAGCAGUGUGUGACAAGCAUCGAUGUGUCCUCAUGCUCUGAGGACCCUAGCGGUGGUGCAGGUUGCUUGACCGACGGAGACACAGAGACAUAUUGGGAAAGUGACGGGAUGCAAGGCCAGCACUGGAUCCGUCUGCAUAUGAAGAGAGGCACUGUUGUCAACAAACUGAUUUUAACGGUGGACUCAACUGAUGACAACUACAUGCCUAAAAGGGUGACAGUGUACGGUGGAGAAGGAGAUAACCUGAAGAAGUACAGUGAUGUCACCAUAGAUGACAAUCUAAUUGGGGAAGUGUGCGUCCUAGAAGACAUGACCACUCACCUGCCAGUCAUUGAGAUCAGGAUUGAGGAGUGUAGAGACGAGGGCAUUGACGUACGGAUCCGCGGCUUGAAGAUUAAGUCUUCCUGCGAGCGAGACCUCGGCCUGAACGCCGAUGUGUUCCAGUCACCCAACCUGGUGCGUUAUCCUCGUCUGGAGGGCACUCCCCCUGACGUCCUCUAUCGUCGUGCCCUGGUUAUCCAGAGGUUUAUUACACUUCUGGACAGUCUGUUGCCUCACUUGGUGCCAGCUUGGGAUCACAGCCUUGGAACCUUCAACCAGAUCAAAAGUAUAAAACAGUUCCUGCUGCUGUCCAAGCGCCGUUCUGCCCUCAUCACUCAGUGCCUGAAGGACUCAGAGACCAGAAAACCCAACUUCAUGCCCCGCCUGUACAUCAACCGCCGCCUGGCCAUGGAGCACCGGGACAACCCUACUCUGGACCCCAGCUGCAAAAACGCAGUAUUCACUCAGGUGUACGAGGGUCUCAAGCCGUCCGAUAAAUAUGAGAAAACAUUAGAUUACAGAUGGCCUGCACGGUAUGACCAGUGGUGGGAAUGUAAAUUCAUUGCAGAAGGAAUCAUUGACCAAGGAGGUGGUUUCAGGGAUAGUCUGGCCGACAUGUCUGAGGAGCUUUGUCCCAGCUCUGCUGAGUGCCCCAUGCCUCUACCGUUCUUUACUCGAACCUCCAACCAGGGAACUGGAGAGGCAAGAGAUUUCUACGUGCCGAACCCUUCAUGUCGAGAGUUCCACAAGUUUGAGUGGAUAGGACAACUUAUGGGAGCCGCUCUCCGCGGGAAGGACUUUCUGGUACUGGCUCUGCCAGGGAUGGUAUGGAAACAGCUCACUGGAGAAGCAGUCAGCUGGAGCAAAGACUUCCCUGCAGUGGACUCUGUUUUGGUGAAGCAGUUGGAGGCCAUGGAGCACAUGGAUAAGGACACAUUUGACUUUAAAUUUGGGGAAGAGUUGGUCUACACCACGCUGCUGAGUGAUGGCAGCCUUGUAGACCUGAUCCCUGGAGGCAGUUCAGUAGUGGUACGCUAUGAAGACAGAAUGGAGUUUAUCCGCUUGGUCAAGAAAGCCAGACUGGAGGAGAGCCGAGAACAGAUUGCAGCCAUGCAGGCAGGGCUGAUGAAGGUGGUACCUCAGGCUGUGCUGGAUCUCCUGACCUGGCAGGAGGUGGAGAAGAAAGUGUGCGGAGACCCGGAGAUCACUGUGGAGGCUCUUAAACGCCUCACUCGCUACGAGGAUCUGGAGCAAACAGAUGUUCGAGUGCAAUACUUGUGGGAAGCCUUGAUGAACUUCACCAAUGAGGACCGCAGCAGGUUCCUCAGGUUCGUGACUGGUAGAAGUCGUCUUCCUGCUCCAAUCUACAUCUUCCCAGACAAACAAGGGUCUGAAACCACAGAUGCACUCCCACAGUCCUCUACUUGCUCCAGUACCCUUUAUCUGCCCAACUACCCAAGUGCUAAAGUGUGCGAGGAGAAGCUACGCUAUGCUGCAUACAACUGUGUGGCCAUUGACACGGAUAUGAGCCCUUGGGAAGAGUGACCUGUCCUCACCAUGUUUACAAGUUUUACACACCAGGGUUUUUGCAUCACUAGCUGUAGCCAUAACCAAGUAAAUGACCAUAUCCACAUAUUUGCCAAUCACGACUGUACAGAAUAAAAACACAUUAAAAAGGA
This is a messenger RNA of Chanos chanos (milkfish), 2974 nucleotides long. It is a transcript of the gene hectd3, whose product is annotated as HECT domain containing 3. Gene Ontology annotation, biological process: proteasome-mediated ubiquitin-dependent protein catabolic process. Bases 273 to 2840 code for a protein of 855 amino acids. The transcript is spliced from 21 exons. The record is from RefSeq and is a predicted model, not a curated record. Gene Ontology annotation, molecular function: ubiquitin-protein transferase activity. Lineage: Eukaryota; Metazoa; Chordata; Actinopteri; Gonorynchiformes; Chanidae.